Molecule: messenger RNA, 1667 nt
Organism: Magnolia sinica
Lineage: Eukaryota; Viridiplantae; Streptophyta; Magnoliopsida; Magnoliales; Magnoliaceae
Exons: 8
Coding region: 93-1469 (458 amino acids)
Source: RefSeq, a predicted model, not a curated record
AACAAACAAAAAGGAGAAGGAAAGAGAGGAAGGGUAUCCGACUCCCAUCAAAGAAUCGAAACCGUUGAAUCGACUGGUCACCAGAAGUGACAAUGAUCAGAUGGUGGAUUUGGGCCUUUUCAUUGUCUGAGCUCUUUGUGAGCUCUGUGGUGCAUAUGCUAUAUGGGCUAUACAUAUUCAGCACAGCUGUAGCAUCAGACAUGUCACAAGCACUUAAUACAUGUUUUAGACCCAAAACCAAUGUUGUGGUGAAUGAGGUGCAAUGCAUGGGACCCAAUUCAGAUGGACCGCCUCCAAUUGUUCUUGUUCAUGGCAUUUUUGGAUUUGGGAAGGGGAGGCUUGGAGGGCUGUCGUAUUUCGCCGGUGCGGAGAAGAAGGACGAACGGGUCCUCAUUCCGGACUUGGGUUCGUUAACUAGCAUACAUGAUAGGGCUCGUGAAUUGUUUUAUUAUUUGAAAGGUGGGUGGGUGGAUUAUGGAGAAGAACAUAGUAGCACUUAUGGACAUUCACAGUUUGGGAAAAUGUAUGAACAAGGGCACUAUCCCGAGUGGGACGAGCACCAUCCGAUCCACUUCGUGGGCCACUCGGCAGGAGCUCAAGUUGUUCGCUUGUUGCAGCAGAUGCUCGCCGAUAAGUCAUUCAACGGCUACGAUGACACUUCAGAGAACUGGGUGUUGAGUCUUACAUCCUUAUCCGGCGCACUUAACGGAACCACAAGAACAUACUUAGAUGGGAUGCAGCCCAACGAUGGAAGUUCGAUGAAGCCCAUGUGUCUACUUCAACUGUGCCGCUUGGGUGUUAUAAUGUACGACUGGCUCGACCUCGCUUGGCUGAAGAACUACUACAAUUUUGGAUUUGAUCACUUCAACUUGACAUGGCGAAAGAUGGGCCUCUUGGGUCUUGUUGAUUGCUUGUUGGGUAAUGUGGGUCCAUUUGCUUCAGGCGAUUGGAUCCUUCCCGACCUUACAAUUCAAGGGUCCAUGCAGAUCAACUCCAAGAUCAACACCUUCCCUCACACAUUCUACUUCAGCUAUGCUACUAAGCAGACACGAAGCGUCAUGGGGAUCACGGUCCCUUCUAGUUUAUUCGGCAUCCAUCCAUUGCUUUUCAUUAGAGUCUUGCAGAUGAGCCAAUGGCGGUAUCCAUCGGACGCCCUGCCGCCUUUCAAAGGAUAUAGGGAUGAAGAUUGGCAUGACAAUGAUGGGGCCCUAAACAUGAUAUCGAUGACCCACCCUCGGAUCCCAGUAGAACAUCCCAGCCAUUUAGUCGUAGACGAUUCGGAAUGCCAACCUCUGCAACCAGGCCUAUGGUACUACAAGAUCAUGGAAGCAGACCACAUUUUCUUCAUCGUGAAUCGUGAGAGGGCAGGAGUGCAGUUUGAUAUUGUAUAUGAUAGCAUCUUCCAACGGUGCCGAAAGCAUGCGUUUCGGACCACUCCGCCAACAUUACCCAACCAAAGCAAACAGUAGCAGUUCACACCAUGUUUCAUCAUACAAGCCAUCUACGCACAACAAGAGAGAAUGAUAGAAAGCUACCUAUGUAAAUCAGGUUGUUGUUUGAGCACAAAGCUUCCCUGUUUCUAAUAUUGCGAGGUUUUGAAGCCUUAAGGUUGCACAUCUACACAACGCACGUGCCAACCUGGCAAGCGUGUGGCAUAUCUGACUCAA